CUCAGCUCAGCUCAGCUCAGCUCAGCUCAGCUCAGCCAGGCAGGAACCAGAUCUGCAUUCCAGCUGCGAGGGAGACUCCAACAUCGGCAGGAAAAGGCAGCAGGGAGAGUGACAGUGAGAGAUAAGUGAAGGGAAGGGAAGGUAGCAGGUCCUGCUAGCUGUUGCUGCUGUUUGUUGUUGUCACGGUGUCAGUGGGUGACGUGAGCAGUGGAAGCAGGGCAGGACACAGGCAGGACUGAAGGCUUGUAGUGAUUUUUGUUGAGGGAGGGGGGGUGCCAUGUUCGACUGUAUGGAGGCUCUGGGAAUGGGCCCCCGUCAGCUCUAUGAUGUCACCAGCCGUGGUGCGUGCAUGCUGCGGAAGGCAAGCCCCUUCUUUGCUGGGCUGGACCCCUUCGCUUGGACAGGCAGUGCCAGCGUUCAGUCGGUGGAGACCCAGAGCACCAGCUCAGAGGAGAUGGUACCCAGUUCUCCAUCUCCACCUCCACCACCUCGGGUCUACAAGCCCUGCUUUGUGUGCCAGGACAAGUCCUCAGGGUACCACUAUGGGGUCAGCUCCUGUGAGGGCUGCAAGGGUUUCUUCCGCCGCAGUAUCCAGAAGAACAUGGUGUACACCUGCCACAGAGACAAGAACUGUCAAAUUAACAAGGUCACACGCAACCGCUGCCAGUACUGCAGGCUGCAGAAGUGCUUUGAGGUCGGCAUGUCCAAGGAAGCGGUGCGUAAUGACAGAAACAAGAAGAAGAAAGAUGUGAAGGAGGAGGUGGUGCUUCCAGAGAGCUAUGAGCUAAGUGGAGAGCUAGAAGAACUGGUCAAUAAAGUCAGCAAAGCUCACCAAGAAACCUUCCCGUCAUUGUGCCAACUGGGCAAAUACACCACCAACUCCAGCUCAGACCACCGUGUUCAGCUGGAUCUGGGUCUAUGGGACAAGUUCAGUGAGCUCUCCACCAAAUGCAUCAUCAAGAUUGUGGAAUUCGCCAAGCGGCUGCCGGGUUUUACCACCCUCACCAUUGCUGACCAGAUCACUCUACUUAAGUCAGCCUGCCUGGACAUACUGAUGCUGCGGAUCUGCACACGCUACACUCCAGAACAGGACACUAUGACCUUCUCAGAUGGACUGACUCUGAACCGGACUCAGAUGCACAAUGCUGGUUUCGGUCCCCUCACAGACCUGGUUUUUGCCUUUGCUGGCCAACUUCUACCCUUAGAGAUGGACGACACAGAAACCGGCCUCCUCAGUGCCAUCUGCCUCAUCUGUGGAGACCGCAUGGAUCUCGAGGAGCCCCAGAAAGUAGAUAAGCUGCAGGAGCCUCUACUCGAGGCUUUAAAGAUCUACGCCCGCCGCCGCCGCCCCAACAAACCCCACAUGUUCCCCCGCAUGCUCAUGAAGAUCACCGACCUCAGGGGCAUCAGCACCAAGGGCGCGGAGAGAGCCAUCACUCUGAAGAUGGAGAUCCCAGGGCCAAUGCCUCCUUUGAUCAGGGAAAUGCUUGAGAAUCCAGAGGCCUUUGAAGACCAGCCAGAGUCCAAUGACAGCCCACCGCCUCCACCACCACCACCACCUCCACCGCCAGCCCUUGUCCUGAAGCAGGAGGCUGAGGAUGAGGAUGAUAGCUGGGCCACAGAGAACGGCAGUGAGCCAUCGCCGGAGGAAGAGGACGAGGACGACGAUGAUGAUGUGGGGGAUGAAGAGCGAGACAGGGGCUCGGACAGUGAUGGGGAGUCCUGGGGGGUUCUCGAUGCCAUAGAUGGCCCGAGAAAAGGCCUUGUCGGGAGGGCACAGUGAACAGAGAAUUUCUAACAUACACUGAUUCAUGCAUACACACAACUUCACACACACACACACACACACACACACACAACUUCACACACACACACACACACACAGACAUAUGACACAACUUCACUCUCUCUUCCACCUCAAGAAAAAUGCUGGCCUUCCCAUUCUUUAACCCCCCCCCCC
Messenger RNA from Scomber japonicus (chub mackerel), 1960 nucleotides. It is a transcript of the gene rarga, whose product is annotated as retinoic acid receptor gamma a. Gene Ontology annotation, cellular component: nucleus; transcription regulator complex. NCBI's taxonomy places the organism in Eukaryota, Metazoa, Chordata, Actinopteri, Scombriformes, Scombridae. The transcript is spliced from 8 exons. The record is from RefSeq and is a predicted model, not a curated record. The coding region runs from base 278 to 1783 and encodes 501 amino acids. Gene Ontology annotation, biological process: regulation of transcription by RNA polymerase II; retinoic acid receptor signaling pathway; cellular response to corticotropin-releasing hormone stimulus. Gene Ontology annotation, molecular function: nuclear glucocorticoid receptor binding; nuclear receptor activity; RNA polymerase II cis-regulatory region sequence-specific DNA binding.